This is a messenger RNA of Rhincodon typus (whale shark), 2936 nucleotides long. Its product is annotated as parafibromin. Gene Ontology annotation, biological process: positive regulation of transcription elongation by RNA polymerase II; transcription elongation by RNA polymerase II. Gene Ontology annotation, molecular function: RNA polymerase II complex binding. NCBI's taxonomy places the organism in Eukaryota, Metazoa, Chordata, Chondrichthyes, Orectolobiformes, Rhincodontidae. The transcript is spliced from 5 exons. The record is from RefSeq and is a predicted model, not a curated record. Gene Ontology annotation, cellular component: Cdc73/Paf1 complex. The coding region runs from base 1542 to 2039 and encodes 165 amino acids.
GGCAAGUGGAAGAUAUUCCAUCACACUCCUGACUUGUCCCUGGUAGAUGAGGGACAGAAUUUGCAGAGGUGAGGUGAGUUACUCAAAAGUUACACUUCUAGCUUUUUACCGGUUUUUGUAAUCACAGUAUUUAUAUUACUAGUCCAGUUCAGUUUCUAGUCAAUGAUAACCCUUAGGAUGAUGACAAUCCCAUUGAAAGUCAUGCGGCUAUGGCACUUAGGUAGCACACUGAAUAUUGCCCGGGUCUUGUUGAAUUUGGACAUAGACUGCUUCAGUGUUUGUCCAACCUUAUGAUAAAAAGAAGGUCAUUGAUGAAACAGCUGAAGAUGGUUUGGCUGAGGACAUUACCCUGAGAAACUCCUGCAGAGAUAUCCUGGAACUGAGAUCCUUGACUUCCAACCAGGACAGUCAUCUUCCUUUGUUACAGAUAUAACUCUAACCAGCAAGAAAUUUCCCCCUUUACUAAAGCUCCUUAGUGGCACACUCAGUCAAAUUCGAUCUUGGUGUCAAGAGCAGUCACAAUUACCUCACGUCUGGAAUUCACUUUUUUUGUACAUGCUUGAAUAAGACUUAAAUGAGGUCAGAAAUAGUGUGUCCCUGCUGGAACCCAAACUGAGCAUCAGUAAACAGGUGAUUACUGAAAAGUACUGCUUGAUAGCACGGUUGAUGGCAUCUUCCAUCACUUUUUAACUAUCAAGAGUAAUUGGCCAGGUUCUGAUUUCUGAAGAAGGAUCAAUGGAUGUAAAACGUUAACUCUGAUUUCUGUCCACAGAUGCUGCCAGACCUGCUGCAUUUUUCCAUCAAUUUCUGUUGAUGUUUUUGUUUUGGAUUUCUCCUGCAUUUUAUAUACAGGACACACAUCGACACUUUUCCACUUUGUCAUGUAGAUCCCAGUGUUGUAGUUAUACCAACUGUCAUGUUCUGGAGCACAAGUCUUCAGGACUAUCGCUGGAAUAUUGUUAAUGUCCGUAGCCUUUACAGUAUCCAGUGCCUCCAGCCAUUUGUUGCUCUCACAUAUAGUGAAUCGAAUUGGUUGAAGAUUGGCAUCUAUGAUUUUCAACAGUAAGAAUGUCUGCAAAAGGGCAGGGAACUCUAAACACCGCUGAAGGUGUAUAAGCAUUUCUGAUUAAAGUGGCAGAAUGCACUGUUUUGUUUAGAGCCACGCAUCCUCUCUAAAGAGAGCAGUGCAACUACAUUGAAGUGGCCAAGACAGUUUGAUGCCAAUGUAACCCUCUGCACAGACUAAAGGAUUUCCACAACCAUUGCCAUUCAUCAGAUUUGCCCUAUAAUUUGAGACAGUGGAUUUGAUCCUCUAGGUCUAUGUGACUUUUAUUCUGUACACUUCUGUCCUGAAAUAUGUAAUGAACACUCUCCUGCUACCUCAGUAAAAAGAGGUGCUUACCUAGUUCCCAGUGAGCACAAACUUCAAAUCACAGAGUUUCCAUAAUUAAAUGCCAGCUGUCUGUCUCACUUGAGAAGGCUGUGUCACGUAGAAAUGCCACAGCGAUGCAGGGAGCGUGUUCUUCGGAUUCAUUUUCAGCAUGAUGGAAGAACUAAUUAAUGCUUCUGCACAGUAUCUCCACCAUGCUCAUUUCAGGUUUGUCCCGUCUGAUGAGAAAAAAAAGCAAGGGUGCCAGCGGGAGAAUGAAAUCCUGAUCCAGCGGCGAAAGGACCAGGUACAACCAGGAGGAACCGCCAUCAGUGUAACAGUGCCUUAUCGAGUGAUAGACCAACCUCUUAAACUUUUGCCACAAGACUGGGAUCGUGUUGUGGCUGUUUUCGUACAAGGAGCUGCUUGGCAGUUCAAGGGAUGGCCAUGGUUAUUACCUGAUGGAUCACCUGUGGAUAUUUUCGCAAAAAUCAAGGCGUUCCACCUGAAGUAUGAUGAAAUGCGUCUGGAUCUAAAUGUUCAGAAGUGGGAUGUGACUGUACUGGAACUGAGCCACCACAAGCGCCAUCUUGACAGAGCUGUUUUGCUACGUUUCUGGGAGACUUUAGACAGGUACAUGGUGAAGCACAAGUCCCAUUUGAGAUUCUAAGUUGUCUGAAACUCUGUGGUUGCUGCCAUUCAUUUCUGGGAGAUUGGAGGAAAUCUACAAGAGCCACAUAUAUCUUGGGACUAAACUGUUUCACUGACAUCUCUACGUUUGUCAAGAGCAGUGACAGUACAGUAUGAGUGAACUUGACAUGUCUCAUAUGCGAUACUUGUUGGAAAACUUCUAUUGCAUUGGGGAAUUGAUGUCUGCAACAAUUAGACAUAAACAAUGUGCUUAUACUACCAGUUUUCCAAUGGUAGAUUGACUUCUAGUCUGCAAACUCAAAUUUGUAUUUUAUUCUAUAGUGAGUGUUUAUAUUUCAUUUUUAUUUUUCAGGCAGCGCUUUUUGUUUAUUUUAGUCCAUUCUUUCUCUUUUCCAGCUUUUCCUUUUACAAUUGUUAGUGUAAGCCGCAAAUUGUAUAGCAUCACUGCUGUGGGAUAGGGAUUUCUUCAAACCGUUCUCAGGUAGAAUAAGUGAUAAGACAGCCAUAGAUGACAUAGGUUCACUGUUUUUCUUUUUGUAAAAUAUGACAAAAUUAUACAUUGAAGUGCAGCUGCCUUGAGCUGUGAUGGGGCUUGAACAAUCACUUGAGUAUUGUUAAGAAUUUGGGCAGUGAGAGAAAGAAAAAACCUAAAAGGUCCAUUAUUCCUAUUAUGAAAAAAUUAAUUGGAAGCCCUGAACUUUACAGCAUUGACUGAAAGGUAAGUAAUAAUGGUUUGUAACUUUGAAACCUAUCAUAUGUACUUAGCUUUCUAAGCACGAAUGUGAAAAGCUGAUGGUGUACUUGCAAGUUCUGUACUUCAAACUUCUUAAAGUCCAUCUAGUGCCGACAUACAAAUGAUUAAGAAUCCACUUAUGCUGCUUGCUGACAUGAGAUAAAUAUAUUACAUAAAAUACCA